AUGGUGUUUGGUUGGGUAGAUUUGAAUGUGGAAAAUUUGGUCAAAGAGCUGAAUAAAACUGACAACUUGUUAGUUUCUAAUCAUGAAGGAUCUAUCUCUAGCUUAGUAGAAGAUACAUGGAAAAACUUGGAGUACACGAAAAGUUUAUUGACGCAAAAAUCUAGACAAGUGUGGCUUAGGGAGGGGGAACAAAACUCUAGAUUUUUCCAUCAUUAUAUGAAGGAAAGAUAUAAAAGAAAUCACAUAAAUGUGGUGGAUUCUUCUAAUGGUAGAGUGGAAGGGGUGAAUGAAUUGGAAAAUGAUGUAAUGUGUCAUUUUGAAAGUUUCUUUAAAGAAAGUAGAAUGAGCAAGUCAGUCCCAGAUGGGAUAGAAUUUAAAUGCUUAUCUGAAGAAGAAAAUAAUUCUUUAGAGGAACCUUAUUCUGAGUGGGAGAUUAAGGAGACAAUUUGGAGUUAUGAUGGUAGUAAGAGUGUUGAUCCAGAUGGAUUUACCUUUGAGUUUCCGAAGAAGUGUUGGGAAACAAUUAAGGAAUAUGUGUUUAAUUUUGUGAAAGAUUUUCAUUCUAAGGAAAAACAAAACUAA
This is a messenger RNA of Lathyrus oleraceus (garden pea), 582 nucleotides long. RefSeq lists its product as uncharacterized. Lineage: Eukaryota; Viridiplantae; Streptophyta; Magnoliopsida; Fabales; Fabaceae. The transcript has a single exon. The record is from RefSeq and is a predicted model, not a curated record. The coding region runs from base 1 to 582 and encodes 193 amino acids.